AUGUCGUCUGCCCGCAAUGCCCACUACCUCGCUACCUCGGCACACCCACCAAGCCAAGAACUUCAUUCUUCUCGUGUCCUGAAUCUCUCUUUGGCAGACCCGGCGUCUCGCACGGAGCGAAUAUCUACUACCCUCUCUCUUCCUAUUCGCGACAUUUCUAUCGGUAUCCCUGACGCUGCCGCUGUCCCUCUGGCCGACAAAAACGUGCCGCCUACGCUCACCGAUGUGCUUAGUCUCAAAUCGAAGAUGUCCAAGACGCAGAAAGGUUUAGACAAAUACGAUAAAUACGCCCGCAAAUCGCUCAGCUACAUUGCUAAGGCGAGAAACGUCUACGACCGAGAGAAGAGUCUUCGUGAUGCUGCCAACGCGAGAAGAGUUCAUACAGCGAAGUUGUUGAGGGAGGAGCGGGAAGCUCUCGCAGCCAAGAAGAAGAGCCUGAGGAAUGCACACCACGAUCUCCGUCAAGUCAUAUCUCGCAAGCAAUACGACGAUUACGUGGCGAAUUUCGCAUAUUCGACCGACAAACAGAAGCCCGCCCUUAGCUCAAACCUAGUUCCAUUCACCGGAAGCUCGCUCCUCAAUUUAGUGUCCCAUCCUGAGCGCGAUGCAAGACGCUACCAUGAAAAACGCAACAUAUAUGGUGGCUCUGGCUACGACGACAUUGUCCCGAAUGCAGCGGUUAUUGGAUCGGGGAUGCUCUAG
This is a messenger RNA of Mycena indigotica, 702 nucleotides long. RefSeq lists its product as uncharacterized. Bases 1 to 702 code for a protein of 233 amino acids. The transcript has a single exon. NCBI's taxonomy places the organism in Eukaryota, Fungi, Basidiomycota, Agaricomycetes, Agaricales, Mycenaceae. The record is from RefSeq and is a predicted model, not a curated record.